Molecule: messenger RNA, 750 nt
Organism: Macroventuria anomochaeta
Lineage: Eukaryota; Fungi; Ascomycota; Dothideomycetes; Pleosporales; Didymellaceae
Product: 60S ribosomal protein L7
Exons: 3
Coding region: 1-750 (249 amino acids)
Biological process (GO): maturation of LSU-rRNA from tricistronic rRNA transcript (SSU-rRNA, 5.8S rRNA, LSU-rRNA)
Cellular component (GO): cytosolic large ribosomal subunit
Molecular function (GO): structural constituent of ribosome; RNA binding
Source: RefSeq, a predicted model, not a curated record
AUGGCAGCCACGACCGUCCCAACGCAAGACAAUAUCCUCGUCCCCGAGACGCUGCUGAAGAAGCGCAAGUCGCAGGAGAGGGCUCGCGAGGAGCGUGCGAUUGCGACAAAGGAGAAGCGAGACAAGAGCAAGAAGAAGCGCGAGGUUAUCUUCCAGCGUGCUGAGAAGUACGUCAAGGAGUACCGCGAUGCCGAUCGUGAGAAGAUCCGCCUGAAGCGUGAGGCCAAGAAGCAGAACGAGCUUCACGUCCCUGCUGAGUCGAAGCUCGCUUUCGUCGUCCGUAUCAAGGGUAUCAACAAGAUUGACCCCAAGAAGCGCAAGACCCUGCAGCUCCUUCGUCUGCUGCAGAUCAACAACGGUGUCUUCAUCAAGCUCACCAAGGCUACUCUCGAGAUGCUGAAGAUCAUCGAGCCGUUCGUUGCGUAUGGUUACCCCAACCAGAAGUCCGUCCGCGAACUCAUCUACAAGCGUGGAUAUGGCAAGGUCGACAAGCAACGCCUGCCGCUGACUGACAACGAGAUCAUCGAGGAGAACCUCGGAAAGUACGGCAUGAUCUGCAUGGAGGAUCUCAUCCACGAGAUCUACACUGUUGGCCCCAACUUCAAGCAGGCCUCGAACUUCCUGUGGCCAUUCAAGCUGAACAGCCCCAACGGCGGCUUCCACAAGAGGAAGUUCAAGCACUUCGUCGAGGGCGGUGACCUAGGCAACCGGGAAGACCACAUCAACGAGUUGAUCAGGCAGAUGAACUAG